UUUCUCACAUGGUAUUAGAGCAAUGGUGAGAAAAUUAAAUCAGUCGUCACUGUGCAAUUUUCCGGUGACCUAAAUUGCUGUCCUAGAAAUAAAAAAUCAGCAAUUAUUCCGGCCAUUUUUUUUCCAGCAGUUUUUUUUUUUCUAGUGGGGUUGCCUCUUGAUUCCAAGGCUGGCCAUAUAAUUUUUUUUUCCUAAUUCCGACCAGUUUUUGGCGACCAGAUUAUUUUUUUCCGGCAGUCAGAUCUUUUUCAGCAGUCAGAUUCUGGCCCCAAAUUUCUAUUUUAUUUCCAGCAGUCAGACUCUUGCCCCAAAUUUUUAUUUUAUUUCCAGCAGUCGGAUCUAAAUAUUUUUUUGUGUGAGAAUAUUCUAAUUUCACAAUAUGUCAUUCCGGAUUGAUAUUUUUGGCUCUAAAAAUAUAGGAAGUUCAAGUGCUAUGAUCACUUCAGAACCAUUAAUGGGAAGCUCAAACUAUUUAGCUUGGGCUUCGUCGGUUGAGUUGUGGUGCAAGGGUCAAAGCGUCCAAGAUCACUUAACCAAUAAUGCUUGUGUGGUAAAUGAAAAGGCAAAGGCUAGUGAGGCAGAUGAUAAAGCCAAAGCACAAUGGGAGAAGGUUGAUGCUCAAUUAUGUAGUCUCCUAUGGCGAUCUAUCGAUUCCAAGUUAAUGCCCUUGUUUCGCCCAUCCCAGACAUGUUAUUUAGUUUGGGAAAAGGCACGUACUUUAUAUACUAAUGAUAUAUCUCGAUUCUAUGAUGUGAUAUCUAGAAUGACCAACUUAAAGAAACAAGAAUCCGAUAUGUCUACUUACUUGGGACAGAUACAAGUGAUCAUGGAGGAAUUUGAAACAGGCAUCAAUAUAAAUGUGGAAAAACAACAAGAGCAAAGACAGACGUUGUUUCUAGUUCUUACACUUGUUGGACUUCCUCCUGACCAUGAUUCAGUGCGUGAUCAGAUUUUAGCUAGUCCUGCAGUACCUACAAUUGAUGAAUUAUUCUCUCGUCUACUUCGUCUAGCCGCGCCUCCUAGUCACAAAGUAGUUUCAUCAUCCACCAUUGACUCCUCUAUUCUGGCAUCUCAAGCCAUAGACAAACGAACAUAUCAGCCUAUGGAGAAUCGACGAGGAAGUGGUCGUUUUGGAAGAGCUCGAUCCAAGUGUAGUUAUUGUCAUAAGCUUGGGCACACUCGUGACAUGUCAUAUUUUGCAUGGUCCAGCACCUAGUUAUGAUCCUAUUGCCAUAAAGGAAUAUAAUGAGUCCCUUCGGAAUCGCGCAAGUAAGCCAACAUCUCCAAAAGUAGCAUCAUGCUCAACCUGAUCAACCACCCAAUAAUGCUCAUAUUGCUCAGGCAGAAUAUGCUGAGUUCCUUCGAUAUCGAGCAAGUAAGCAAACGUCUCCACAAGUAGCCUCGGUUACUCAGCCUAAUGUUCAUGUUGCGGGUAAUUCUUUUGCUUGUGUUUCAAUCUAGUACUCUUGGAUCAUGGGUUAUGGACUCAGGCACUUCUAAUCAUAUUUCUGGUAACAAAUCACUUAUGUCUGAUAUUGUUUAUUCACAAUCUCUUCCUGCUAUUACUUUAGCCAAUGGGAUCCAAACAGAACCAAAAGGGGUUGGAAAAAGCCAAACCGCUCUCUUCUGUCCCUCUAGACUCUGUUCUUUAUGUCCCUAGUUCUCCUUUCAAUCUAGCAUCUGUUAGUCGUUGGACGCGUGCCUUACAUUGUGGCAUAAUUUUUUUGAUGAUUAUUUUCUAAUGCAGGACCACAGUACGGGAUAGCUGAUUGGCACAGGACAUAAAUCACAAGGCCUUUACUAUCUUACCUCUUCAAAUUCCUUCACAGCAUGCUCCGUUACAGAUCCUCUAGCCCUAAUGCACAAACGUUUGGGACAUUCGAGUCUAUCCAAACUACAUAAGAUGGUGCCUAGUUUGUCUAGUUUAUCCACAUUAGAUUGUGAGUCGUAUCAACUUGGGAAACACAUCCGUGCUACAUUUUCCCGUAGUACUGAGGGUCGUUCAGAGUCUAUUUUUUCAUUAGUCCAUUCUGAUAUUUGGGGUCCUAGUAGAGUCAGUUCACCCUUAGGUUUUUUUUAUUUUGUUAGUUUCAUUGAUGAUUAUUCAAGAUGCACUUGGGUUUUCUUAAUGAAAGAUCGUUCUGAGUUAUUUUCUAUAUUCAAAAGUUUCUUUGCUGAAAUACAAAAUCAGUUCGGUGUUUCUAUUCGUACUUUUCAUAGUGAUAAUGCCUUAGAAUACUUAUCCUCUCAGUUUCAGGAAUUUAUGACUCACCAAUGAAUUAUUCACCAAACAUCUUGUCCGUAUACCCCUCAACAGAAUGGUGUAGCAGAAAGGAAGAAUAGGCAUCUCAUUGAGACUACUCGCACUCUCCUCAUUAAAUCCCAUGUUCCGCUGCGUUUUUGGGGGUGAUGCAGUCCUUGCAUCUUGUUAUUUAAUUAAUAGAAUGCCCUCAUCUUCUAUUCAAAAUCAGGUUCCACAUUCCAUAUUAUUUCCUCGCUUACAUCUAUACUCUAUCCCCCCUCGUGUCUUUGGGAGCACAUGUUUUGUUCAUAACUUAGCCCCAGGUAGAGAUAAAUUAUCCCCUCAUGCUCUCAAAUGUGUCUUACUUGGUUACUCUCAAGUUCAAAAAGGGUACCAUUGCUAUUCACCUGAUCUUCGUCAAUACCUUAUGUCCACCGAUGUCACAUUCUUUGAGUCUCAACCUUAUUAUACAUCUUCUGAUCAUUCUGAUGUCUCUGAGGUCGUACCCAUACCUCAGGUCUUGCAUGUACCGACUUUUGAGGAAUCUAUAGUUACUUCUACAUCUCCAGUGGUAGUGCCACCACUUUUGACUUAUCAUCGUCGUCGGCGCCCAACACUAGUCCUAGAUGAUUCAUGUCCUCCUACUGCGGACUUGCCUUCUCCUAGUCAAUCGAUUGCACUUCAAAAAGGUAUACGAUCCACUAGAAAUGUUAAUCCACAUUAUACUUUCUUGAGUUAUCAUCGUCUCUCAUUACCCCAUUAUGCCUUUGUAUCAUCUUUGUCCUCUAUUUCCAUUCCUAAGACUACAAGUGAGGCACUUCUCAUUCUAGAUGGAGGCAGGCUAUGAUUGAUGAGAUGCCUGCUUUACAUAGGUACUUGGGAGCUUGUUUCCCUUCGAACAGGUAAAUCUAUUGUUGGUUGUCUUUGGGUUUAUGCAGUCAAAAUUGGUCCAGACGGUCAGGUUGAUCAGCUUAAGGCUCGUCUUGUUGCCAAAGGGUAUACUCAGAUAUUUGGACUCGAUGAUAGUGAUACUUUCGCUCCCGUAGCUAAAAUAGCAUUUGUUCGUCUUAUUUUGUCCAUGGCUACGGUUCGUCAUUGGCCUCUGGACAUUAAAAAUGUUUUUCUACAUGGUGAUCUUGCGGAAGAAGUCUAUAUGGAGCAACCACUUGGUUUUGUUGCUUAGGGGGAGUCUAGUAACCUUGUAUGCCAAUUGCGUAAGUCAAUCUAUGGUCUAAAGCAGUCUCCUCGAGCCUGGUUUGGAAAGUUUAGUAAAGUAAUUCAGGAGAUCGGCAUAACUCGUAGUGGAGCUGAUCACUCUGUGCUUUAUCGGCAUUCUGCACCAAAUCAGUGUAUUUAUUUGGUUGUUUAUGUUGAUGAUAUUAUUAUCACUAGCAAUGAUCAAUAUGGUAUCACUAAUUUGAAGCAACAUCUCUCUAAGCAUUUUCAGACUAAAGACCUUGGCAGACUGAAGUAUUUUCUAGGUAUUGAGGUUGCUCAGUCUAGAUCAGGUAUUGUUAUUUCUCAACACAAGUAUGCCUUAGACAUUUUUGAGGAGACAGGAAUGAUGGGAUGUAGGCCCAUUAACACUCCUAUGGAUCCGAAUGUUAAACUCCUUCCAGGACAGGGGGAGGCACUUAGUAAUCCUGAAAAGUAUAUGUGGAAUAAGAUAGUUGAAUAAUUUUAUUCAUAUCUUUCUAUGUCAUAUACAAGGCUUUAUAUACAUGAGAGAUUGUGGAACAGAAUCACCUAGAUCCCAUGAAAUCUGGGAUUCCAUAAAAUCAUAUAUUUUACUAAAAAGAAGAAAAAGAUAUUCUAGAUUACAACAAUUAUCUUUAAGAUCUUAAGGGAUCAAAUCUUGAUAUGGAGAAUAUCCUCUAUCAGCCAACACUCCCCCUCAAGCGGGUGAAUGAAUAUCUUCCAUUCCUAGCUUGCUUAUUAGAUCUUAAAACACAUUAUUUGGCAGUCCUUCUGUUAAAACAUCGGCCACAUGAUCUUUUGUAGAUACAAAUGGUGUACAAAUGAGUCCGCUAUCUAAUUUCUCCUUAAUGAAAUGUCUAUCUACCUCAAUAUGCUUAGUGCGAUCAUGUUGUAUAGGAUUAUGAGCUAUACUUAUUGCUGAUUUAUUGUCACAAUAUAGUCUCAUAGGUCCUUCCUAUCUUAUCUUCAAAUCAUCAAGGAUUAUCUUUAACCAUAACAACUCACAAACUCCCAUAGCCAUAGAUCUAAACUCGGAUUCUGCACUUGAUCUGGCUACUACAUUUUGU
Messenger RNA from Solanum tuberosum (potato), 4506 nucleotides. RefSeq lists its product as uncharacterized. The record is from RefSeq and is a predicted model, not a curated record. The coding region runs from base 380 to 1216 and encodes 278 amino acids. Lineage: Eukaryota; Viridiplantae; Streptophyta; Magnoliopsida; Solanales; Solanaceae. The transcript has a single exon.